UUAAAAGAUAAAAAAGGAAAGCAGAGUAGGAAGCAAAUCAGCAACAUCUUUAUCUAAAAUCAACACGAAAACCUGGGGUAGAUUCUUCGGAUACGCCAUUAUAAAGCUACCAAACUUAGCACCACCGUCACGUAAUUCCCACUCUUCAAAUAUCUCUCUCUUUUUCUCUGAAACCCUAACACAAAGCACAAACAAGUGAAACAUAAACAACCACCGUUUUCGCUUUUUGGGUCACUGAAGCAUUUCAUCGAAUGGCUUUUGAGCAUAACAACGACAACAGCACAAGCUACCAACCUUCGGAGCCAAGACCAUGCGCCAACGGUUGCGGCUUCUUCGGCACCGCCGGCAACAGAAACCUCUGCUCCAAGUGCUUCAGAGAUCUUUUUCUUGAAGAACAGCGUGCCGCUUCAGCCAAAGUCGUCGUUGAGAAAACCCUUCUCCAUGGCGGCGUUGCUUCCGGGUCCUCUCCUUCUUCGGACACCACCGACUCCUCUGUGGUUCCUGCGGCGGAGCCUCCUUCUUCCUCCGCUGCCGCAGCAGCGCCUUCCGGUCCCGUGAAGCCCUCGAACCGGUGCCGUGGUUGCAACAAGAAGGUUGGGCUGACGGGUUUCGUUUGCAAGUGUGGAGCGACGUUCUGCGGGGUUCACCGUUAUCCAGAGAGACACGAUUGUCCGUUUGAUUUCAAGGGCGUUGGACGUGACGCGAUUUCUAAAGCUAAUCCUGUUGUGAAAGCAGAUAAGCUCGAUAAGUUUUAGUUUUCUUAAUUGGAUUUGUAUUAUGAUGGCUUGAUCAAUUCUCUUUGUUUUAGACCAGUUGAGAAUUUUAGGGGGUUAGAUUGAUAGCUCUAUUUAGGAAUGAGAAGGGCUCAGUACUUUAAAAAGAUGGUUUUUUUAAAAAGGAAAAGUAUAUGAAACCAACUAAUAAUCAGCCAAGAAUGGAACAACAUAAUUAAUUAUAAUUAAUUUUAUUAAUUUAUAAUUUAAUUUGUUUUUUAAAUUAUUGUUGACCACGUUCAAAACAUAAGAGAAGAUACGCUAGUGAUAGGAGAGAAUCACGGAACAGUUCAUUAGUUGGUUCCAUAUAAUUAAUUAUAUUUUAUUAAUGCGUAACACAUGAAACAUAGAAAUCAUAUCCAAAACCAUCCAAUUUAUAAGAAAAAGAAACAUCCGUGUGUCUAUCAGUAGCAACAUCACCGGUGCCUCUGAUUUACUAGUUGGCUGAUUCUUGGCUUAUAUAGAGUUGGUUUCUUAGCAUUGUUAUUUUAAAAAAGUU
Molecule: messenger RNA, 1272 nt
Organism: Arachis stenosperma
Lineage: Eukaryota; Viridiplantae; Streptophyta; Magnoliopsida; Fabales; Fabaceae
Product: zinc finger A20 and AN1 domain-containing stress-associated protein 7-like
Exons: 1
Coding region: 252-755 (167 amino acids)
Molecular function (GO): DNA binding; zinc ion binding
Source: RefSeq, a predicted model, not a curated record